GUCAAACACGACACGAGAGAAGCGAAGAAAAAGAAAACGAAAGAGGCGAAAACCUGAUUCGCUACCGACCUGACCUCGCCGCCGGUCUCCGAUUCUCCGCUCGCCUGCUCUGCUCUGCUCCGCCGCCUCUCCGGAAAAGGAAAAACAGUAGUACUGAAUAAUAGACAAGGAUGGCUUCUACUGGCGUGAAAGAUUUCUACCGGCAGAAGAAGAAAGGAGGUGCCGGCAAAACUUCAGCAUCUUCCAAGAAGAAAACACAGAAUUACACUGGAGGGGCCUCUGUUGGGGCUUCAAAUAAGGCUCAGACAGCAGCACUAAUUUCUCACGGAUCCUUAGACCUCAAAGAUGAUUUCAGUGAGCAAGAGGAGCAGCUGCGGCAGUUUGACAUGGACAUGAAGUUUGGCCCAUGCAUCGGUGUCAACCGGCUUCAGCGCUGGGAGCGUGCUUCCGCCAUGGGCCUCCAGCCACCGCCCCACCUUCAUGAUCUCCUAGCGCGUGCCUCCUCCGGAAACAACCGCAACAACGGCGGCCCCUCCCCUGAGUGCCUCUGGGAGGAUGUUGCUACUUCCACUCUUGCCAGUGUCAUCUUCAGUUUGCCCCGCGCAAGUUGCUUAAUUGUGCCUUUUUUUCUUCUUCAAAAUUAUGCCAUCCUCGAGAGGAUUUAAUGGGCAGGUCCGUUUCUGUCUGAUUCUUGUCCAGUAAGUACGGUUUUUUUGGUUU
This is a messenger RNA of Triticum aestivum (bread wheat), 720 nucleotides long. RefSeq lists its product as uncharacterized. The transcript has 4 exons. Lineage: Eukaryota; Viridiplantae; Streptophyta; Magnoliopsida; Poales; Poaceae. The record is from RefSeq and is a predicted model, not a curated record. Gene Ontology annotation, biological process: DNA synthesis involved in DNA repair; DNA-templated DNA replication. Gene Ontology annotation, cellular component: delta DNA polymerase complex. Gene Ontology annotation, molecular function: DNA-directed DNA polymerase activity. The coding region runs from base 171 to 665 and encodes 164 amino acids.